GGGGUUACCUACAAAAUGGCGCUUAAUCCUUUUACUGAUAUGGAUUUAGCAGAGAUGGCACAUUCUUAUAUGGGACUCAAAAUAAGCGAAAAGCAUAAACAAAUGUUUCUAAAUGCCACACAAUUUGUAGCCGUUCCAAAUACGAAGCUAAACCAACCCACUUCUAUAGACUGGCGUGAUCAAGGUGCAAUUGGCCCAGUCCAAGAUCAAAAGGCCUGUGGUUCUUGUUGGGCAUUUUCUACUACGGGCGCGCUAGAAGCUCACUACUUUUUGAAAUACAACGAAUCCAUCACAUUAAGUGAACAAAAUUUGAUAGAUUGCUCUACAGAAAAUUCGGGUUGUCAGGGUGGUUGGAUGCUUUCUGCCUAUGACUAUGUACGUCUAAAUGGUGGCAUUAAUCCUGAAUCCAAAUAUCCCUAUGAAGCUGUUGACGGCCCAUGUAGAUUUCAAUCUGAUUAUAUUGCUGCUACUUGUGAAGGUUACAAUAAAAUACGUGAAAAUGAUGAACAGCAUUUACUAGAGGCUGUGGCCUCAGUGGGGCCCAUUGCAGUGGCUAUUGCUGUUAAUUCUAAUUUUAUGAAUUACUAUAUAUACGAUGAUCCAGAUUGUACAGAUCAUGUGAAUCAUGCUGUUUUGGUGGUGGGUUAUGGUACCGAAAAUGAUCAGGACUAUUGGUUGGUUAGAAAUUCUUGGAGUUCUGAAUGGGGUGAAGGUGGAUAUAUUAAAAUGACACGUAAUAAGGAUAAUCAAUGCGCGAUUGCCAAGUAUGGUUCAUAUCCGCUGGUAUAAGAAAAAAUAUUUAACUUAUUUAGAAUUAAAUGAUUUUAACUUUAUACAAGUAAUAAAACCGAUUUAAUAAAA
This is a messenger RNA of Calliphora vicina (urban bluebottle blowfly), 861 nucleotides long. Its product is annotated as procathepsin L-like. Gene Ontology annotation, cellular component: lysosome. Gene Ontology annotation, molecular function: cysteine-type endopeptidase activator activity involved in apoptotic process; cysteine-type endopeptidase activity. Gene Ontology annotation, biological process: positive regulation of apoptotic signaling pathway; immune response; positive regulation of peptidase activity. The coding region runs from base 16 to 789 and encodes 257 amino acids. The transcript has 3 exons. NCBI's taxonomy places the organism in Eukaryota, Metazoa, Arthropoda, Insecta, Diptera, Calliphoridae. The record is from RefSeq and is a predicted model, not a curated record.